Molecule: messenger RNA, 1219 nt
Organism: Botrytis cinerea B05.10
Lineage: Eukaryota; Fungi; Ascomycota; Leotiomycetes; Helotiales; Sclerotiniaceae
Gene: Bcyju2
Product: Bcyju2
Exons: 1
Coding region: 149-958 (269 amino acids)
Biological process (GO): mRNA splicing, via spliceosome
Cellular component (GO): U2-type catalytic step 1 spliceosome
Source: RefSeq, a predicted model, not a curated record
GAUCCAGAACCUCGUCGCCUUGUCUUGUCUCUCACCUAUCACCCAUCAUUGCAUCACCAACUCAGAGUCAAAACUACCCUCAUCCACUUUGGACACCUGCGAACAUACUGCGACCACAAUCAGAUUAAUUACAACAGCUUAAUUCAAGAUGUCCGAGCGAAAAGUUCUCACCAAAUAUUACCCACCCGAUUUCGAUCCUUCGAAGAUUGUUAAGUCGCGCGCUCCCAAACAAGUUGGCCCAAAAGUGCAGACAGUUCGUUUAAUGGCGCCAUUUCCCAUGAAAUGUACUGCUUGUGGAGAAUACAUUUACAAAGGGCGAAAGUUCAACGCGCGCAAAGAAACUACGGAGGAAAAAUACUUGGCCAUCUCAAUUUAUAGGUUUUACAUCAAAUGUACAAGAUGUUCUGGCGAGAUUACUUUCAAGACAGAUCCAAAAAACAUGGAUUAUCAGUGUGAGCGUGGCGCGAAAAGAAAUACCGAACCAUGGCGUGUUAAUGGAGGUGGCCUUCAAGAAAGUGAUGAGGAGAGACUAGAUCGUCUGGAAAGGGAAGAACAAGAGCGAGAUGCGAUGCAAGAAUUGGAGGAUAAAACAGCAGAAGCAAAAACGGAAAUGGCUGUCGCCGAUGCAUUGGAUGAAAUUCGCACAAGAAACGCAAGGAAUGAACGGGUCGGAAAGGAUGGAACUGAAGUCACUGUGACGCGAGAAAAUGUUGACUCGGAACGAGAAAGACAGGAAAGAGAAGAUGAAGAGGCGGCUCGAAGGGCUUUCAUGAGGAGACAGGAGGCUAUGGAAGAGAUUAUAGAGGAUGAUGCUGAUGAUGUCGGUGCAGGACCAGCACCAAAGAUUACCAAAGAGGAGGCAUUAACAAUGCCACCUCCCAGCUUUAGACGAGUGGUAAAAAAGAAAAAAGACCAUGGUGCUGCAUUGGGGAUCAAGAAGAAACCUUCCCUGGUUUGAAUGGAUUCAUCAGCCGUGACGGCAGGAUAUGAAUCAUACGAUAUCAUAUUGAUAUACGAGGAGAUUGGUAGGGGGAAUUGUUAUGCUGGUACAUGAUCAUGUUUGUAAAAUCAAAUACCAUUCGUUCAAAAGCCACUGGAAAUGUCGAAAGUGUGUAGACUAACUAAACACAGAUUGUCUACGACUUCACGGCUGCUCCCGUGAAUCCGUCUUACGCUUUGAUGAUCAUAUUGCAUGAAUAUAGUGCAUGUUUCAGGGACA